Tarenaya hassleriana is the source of this 2549-nucleotide messenger RNA. RefSeq names its product probable methyltransferase PMT21. Gene Ontology annotation, molecular function: methyltransferase activity. The coding region runs from base 349 to 2145 and encodes 598 amino acids. Gene Ontology annotation, cellular component: endosome; trans-Golgi network; cytoplasm. The record is from RefSeq and is a predicted model, not a curated record. The transcript is spliced from 10 exons. Lineage: Eukaryota; Viridiplantae; Streptophyta; Magnoliopsida; Brassicales; Cleomaceae.
UUGCGUCCUCAAAUCUGUGCCCAUUUUGACUUCCGCUUCAACGAUAGAGAGAGAGAGAGAGGAGCUUCCGUUCGCGGGCAAAUUCCUUUGGGAGGCAAUUUCGAAUCGGAAACGAUUUCCAAUCCGGAGAAAGAGAAAGCUAUACGAAGAUCCUUGGGGGUAACGGUCAUGCCUAGCGAUUAUGGGCUUCUGUUUUAAGGAGCCUGUUCGCGUUGUUGUCCUGAUUGUUCUGGACGUUGUUACGAACUCAAACUGGCUCGGUCUUUGAGCUCCGUCUUACCCUGUUUCUUUGGUUUAAUGUACUUGCCUUCUAAUAGAUCUAUAUAUAGAUCAGUUACUUGACCCAAAAUGAAGUACAAAGACGAGAAGUACGAGAAGCUUGAGAAAGGUUCGAGGAUCCUACCCAAGACAAUACUGCUGAUUUUGCUGUGUGGGUUUUCUUUUUAUCUUGGUGGGAUAUAUUGCGGGAAGAGCAAAAUCGAGACCAAAGAUGUUGCAAAAGCGGGAUCUUCCGCCGGGGAGACUAAUGCUGGCUCUCUCCAAGUCAAAGCUGUUUCUUUCUCGGAAUGUAGCUCUGAUUAUCAAGAUUACACCCCGUGCACGGAUCCAAGGAAAUGGAAGAAAUAUGGUACUCAUCGGCUCACUUUCAUGGAACGCCAUUGUCCUCCUGUGUUUGAGAGAAAGGAGUGUCUUGUUCCUCCUCCUGAUGGAUAUAAGCCACCUAUAAGAUGGCCAAAGAGCAAAGGCGAAUGUUGGUACAGGAAUGUGCCCUAUGAUUGGAUCAACACGCAGAAGUCUAACCAAAACUGGCUAAGGAAAGAGGGGGAAAAGUUCAUCUUCCCAGGUGGAGGAACAAUGUUUCCCCAUGGAGUUAGCGCCUAUGUCGAUUUGAUGCAAGAUUUAAUCCCUGAAAUGAAAGAUGGGACUAUCCGAACUGCCAUAGAUACUGGAUGUGGGGUUGCCAGUUGGGGAGGCGAUCUGUUGGAUCGAGGGAUUCUCACAGUGUCUCUUGCCCCGAGAGACAAUCAUGAAGCUCAAGUCCAGUUUGCACUAGAACGUGGAAUCCCUGCAAUCCUCGGCAUUAUUUCGACCCAGAGGCUCCCUUUCCCCUCCAAUUCAUUUGACAUGGCUCAUUGCUCUAGAUGCCUUAUACCAUGGACAGAAUUCGGUGGAGUCUAUCUUCUUGAGGUUCACCGUAUUCUGAGACCUGGUGGCUUCUGGGUCUUAUCUGGUCCACCAGUCAAUUACGAGAACCGUUGGAGAGGCUGGAAUACAACCAUUGAAGAGCAGAGAUCAGAUUAUGAGAAGCUGCAAGAUCUUCUGUCUUCAAUGUGCUUCAAAAUGUAUGCCAGGAAAGACGACAUAGCCGUGUGGCAAAAAUCUUCAGACAACUUAUGCUACAGCAAGCUGGCUAACGACCCAGAUGCAUACCCACCCAAAUGUGAUGAUAGCCUUGAACCGGAUUCUGCCUGGUACACCCCUCUCCGCCCUUGUGUCGUGGUUCCAAACCCUAAGCACAAAAGGUCGGACUUGGAAUCUGUUCCUAAAUGGCCUGCGAGAUUGCAAACUACACCUGAAAGAAUCUCUGAUGUUCACGGUGCAAAUGCCGGUGUAUUUAAGCAAGACACUAGCAAAUGGAAGUUGCGAGUCAAACUCUACAAGAAAUUGCUUCCAGCCAUUGGUACUGAUAAGAUCCGUAAUGUGAUGGAUAUGAAUACGGUUUAUGGAGGCUUUGCUGCAGCUGUGGCAGAAGAUCCUUUAUGGGUCAUGAAUGUUGUCUCUUCUUAUGCUGCAAACACGCUUCCAGUGGUUUAUGAUCGCGGGCUAAUUGGCACAUAUCAUGACUGGUGUGAGGCUUUCUCAACGUAUCCUAGGACUUACGACCUUCUUCACCUCGCUGGGCUGUUCACCGCUGAAAGCCACAGGUGCGAGAUGAAAUACGUAAUGCUGGAGAUGGACAGGAUCUUGCGCCCCAACGGGUACGCAAUAAUACGCGAAUCGAGUUACUUUGUUGACGCCAUCGCAAACGUGGCUAAAGGAAUGAGAUGGAGUUGCCGUAAAGAAGAAACAGAGUCCAAGUCCGAGGAUGAAAAGCUCUUGAUUUGUCAGAAAAAGCUCUGGUACUCUUCUAACUCGAGUUCUUGAAAGGGCACGUACACAUUUAUUAGCAGACAGAACACAAAAGAAGAAGAAAGAGGACAAGCAAAGCAAAGAUAUGUCCGAGCGGUUCUUGAGGAGCCGAGUAAGGUAUCGAAUAUGGUUUUUGUUUUUUUUUUUUCUUUCCUUCGACGCAUCUCUCUGUCUCUGUCCCGCGCAAGGCAGAAAGACGAAUAGGUUCUUGUUCCUUGGAAGCCAAGAAAGCUACAGGAUUCCCAUUCAUUUAUCCAUUUCUCUACUUCAAAAACCUCAAAUUUUAGAGUAUAGUUUUGGUCAGAAUAUAUAAUCUUUUUGGAAAUGUAAUUUUUUGUUGUUGUUGUUGUAUUGAACGCUUUGGGGGUUGCAGAUUAUUCUGUUCUAAGAUACACUUGAAUGAUACAAUCUCUUUCUCA